Messenger RNA from Priapulus caudatus, 2261 nucleotides. Its product is annotated as calcium-independent protein kinase C-like. The record is from RefSeq and is a predicted model, not a curated record. Gene Ontology annotation, biological process: protein phosphorylation. Gene Ontology annotation, molecular function: diacylglycerol-dependent serine/threonine kinase activity; ATP binding. NCBI's taxonomy places the organism in Eukaryota, Metazoa, Priapulida, Priapulimorpha, Priapulimorphida, Priapulidae.
GAGUGUUUGUUUCCUGGCUGGGCUGCGGCUGUGGGGAGUUUAUCGAUAUUUUUCCAGUGAAAAUUUUCAUCAAAAUGCUGCUGAAACGUGAACAUCUUUAAAACGACACGUCGAAGAGUGUUGUACAGUAUUCAGAAGACGCUUUAUGGUUCAUCUCCGUGACUGUUGUGACACAGAACAGUGCGAAAAUGGUGGUGUUUAACGGAGUUCUUAAGCUGAAAGUGAUAGCAGCCGAAGAUCUGAAACCGACAGACUUCUCUACAAGACAUCAGAUUGCUGGCUUGAGCAAAGAUAAACUAUCAACGAUUGACCCUUAUAUUUCGGUCGACAUAGACGAAAUACACGUUGCGAGAACGACGUCUCGACCCAAGACCUUCUCACCAGUAUGGAACGAGGAUUUUUCGACAGACGUCCAAAAUGGACAAAAUUUAGGACUGACUGUGUUUCACGACGCCGUAAUGCCUCCAGAUGAUUUUGUGGCGAACGCCACAAUAUCGUUUGACGAUAUAAGUCAAAAACCAGCCGCAGCAGAUAUAUGGAUUGAUUUGGAACCUGCUGGAAAGCUGCACGUCGUCGUAGAACUUAAUGGAGCAGCAUCAGAAGCGCCAAAGGAGCGGGUGUUCAGGGAGCGGCAGGGGAUGGCGAAGCGGCGGGGCGCCAUGCGACGACGCAUUCACCAAGUCAACGGGCACAAGUUCAUGGCAACGUUCUUCCGACAGCCGACGUUUUGCUGUCACUGUAGAGACUUUAUAUGGGGUCUUGGAAAACAAGGUUAUCAAUGCCAAGUUUGUACAUGUGUGGUUCACAAAAGGUGUCAUGAAUACGUUGUCACCAAAUGCCCGGGAUGCAAGGCAACGACAGAAGAUGAAUUGGGAGGAACGAGGUUUAGUGUGAAUAUCCCUCACCGGUUUUCUGUGCACAGCUAUCGUCGGCCAACCUUCUGUGACCACUGUGGCUCGUGUCUAUACGGGCUGAUACGGCAGGGCCUGCAGUGUGAAGUAUGUAAGCUAAACGUUCACAAGCGAUGUCAGAAAAACGUGGCAAACAACUGUGGCAUCAACGCCAAGCAGAUGGCAGAGAUCCUCCAGGCGAUGGGCAUAUCUAGCCACAAACUCAACGAGGGAAAGCGUAGCAAAAAGGCCUCAAGCACUUCUGGCUACCAACGGAUGUCCUACCCGUGGAACAGUCAGAUUGCAGGCAAUGCUGAUGGCAUUAAGAUCUCGAUCAGCGAGGCGCCGGCGAGCAGCACGUUCUCCGACACAAUGAAAGGUGCGGCGCUAGUGCAUGAACGCUCUAACUCCUCUCCACUGCCGAUGCUCUCCGCAAUCAGCCAAGACAUGGCACGCAUGGGCAUCAGCAGUCCCUCACGCAGUCCAACCACGCCCUCACGCAGCGACCGCAUCGGACUCGACCACUUCACCUUCAUCAAAGUUCUCGGCAAGGGUAGCUUCGGCAAGGUGAUGCUAGCAGAGAGGAAGGGAACGGACGAGAUCUAUGCCGUAAAAGUCUUAAAGAAGGACGUGAUUCUCCAGGACGAUGAUGUCGACUGCACAAUGACAGAGAAGAGGGUGCUGGCGCUGUCAGCCAAGCAUCCAUUCCUCACAGCACUUCACUCUGCCUUCCAGACUAGGGAUCGUCUCUUCUUCAUCAUGGAGUACGUCAACGGCGGAGACCUCAUGUUCCAGAUCCAGCGCUCGCGCAAGUUUGACGAGCCGCGCGCACGGUUCUACGCCGCCGAGGUGACGUUAGCUCUGCAGUUCCUGCACAGACACGGCAUUAUAUACAGAGACUUGAAGCUAGACAACAUAUUACUGGACACAGAGGGACACUGCAAAAUUGCUGACUUUGGCAUGUGCAAGGAAGGCAUUCUAGAUGACCAACUGACCACCACCUUCUGUGGUACGCCCGACUACAUUGCACCUGAGAUUCUUCAGGAGCUGGAGUAUGGGCCGUCUGUUGACUGGUGGGCGCUAGGUGUACUCAUGUAUGAGAUGAUGGCUGGCCAGCCUCCGUUCGAGGCUGAUAACGAGGAUGACCUGUUUGAGUCAAUACUCCAUGACGACGUUCUCUACCCUGUCUGGCUCAGCAAGGAAGCCGUGUCAAUACUAAAAGGGUUCAUGACAAAGAAUCCAGUGAGGCGGCUGGGUUGUGUUGAGGCAUACGGGGGAGAGGAAGCCAUCAAGCAUCAUCCAUUCUUCCGGGAGAUGAACUGGGAGGCCCUAGAACACCGAAGAGUUAAACCUCCUUUCAAGCCUAAAAUU